AUGGAAUUUAUGGUACAACUCAACUCGCUCACUACAACCUACGAAGAUACCUAUAUUUUUCGAGUUUCUUUCCUGAAUUGAAGGUUUUGUGCGGAAGGAAGCCGUCCGAGCCCUAGCGUAACCCCGUUGGGUGUGUGCUCGGAAUUCAGGAUUUGAUCCUGGGAAGCCAUAUAUAGGUCCCCCUCUCCGAUCGAACGCGAACGCGAGGGGAGAUCUAUGUCCGUGUAUCCGUUUCGUCACCAUGGUUCAGGCCAAGCACCACAAGAAAACCAAGCCCAGGAAGCAGCACGACGGCUGUCUCCUUACACAGGUGAAGCAGCACGGAAAACUGGAUGCUGUAGCAGAAUUUCGUUCUCAGCUUGAUGUCUUGGGCUUAAAAAUAAUUCAAGUGACAGCAGAUGGCAAUUGCUUCUUUAGGGCUCUGGCUGAUCAGCUGGAAGGCAAUGAAGAGGAACACAAAAAGUAUCGUGAUAUGGUGGUACAAUAUAUUUUGAAUCACCGUGAGGAUUUUGAACCAUUUAUUGAGGAUGAUGUUCCGUUUGAUGAAUAUUGUCAGUCCAUGGAAAAGGAUGGUACAUGGGCAGGCCAUAUGGAACUACAAGCAGCUUCUCUUGUUACUAGAAGAAAUAUCUGUAUUCAUCGACUUAGGUCUCCUCGCUGGUAUAUAAAUAACUUCAGCAGUCAUGGGGCUAGUAUGAUUCAUUUGUGCUAUCACGAUGGUGAACACUACAAUAGUGUUCGGUUGAAGGAAGAUUCUUGUGAAGGACCUGCUAAGCCAAUCAUUAUUGAGGUGGAUGCUAACUUCCCUAUAAUGGACCAUAACAAAAAGUUAACAGUUAAUGAAUCAAAAGGGUCCUCUCGUAAGCGGACUUUUGAUGCUCGAUCAAUUAAAAUGGUUAUGGCUGGAACAGGAUGUCAGGAUGUUGAUAAAGUUGAACAGGUUUUACAAGAAGUAGAUGGUGAUGUUGAUGCUGCAGUUGAAUUUUUGAUAGCAGAUCAGGACUCAGAUGAUAAUGUACAUGCCUCUGAAGACAAUGUCUAUCAUGAUUGUCCAGGAGAUGAUCAAAAUGAAAUCUGUGGACGACCAGAGACUGCAUCAAUGAAUACCAAAUGUGAAGCUGGUGUAGCCAGAAGCAACCCUCAACCAGUUCAAAGCCAUAGCAUUCAGCAUGAGGAUAAGAAAAUACCAAGAAAUAAAGAGUGCCCUUGUGGAUCAAAAAAGAAGUACAAGGCUUGUUGUGGUUCAGCCAAGGGGAAAUCCUCUGCAUCACUUGUAAUCAAUGACAAAUCUGCUGCCAGUAAAGGCCGGAAGGAAACAAAGCGCAGCAGGAAAAGAGAAAGCAUAAAAGAGGUACCAGGCAACGGAUCUAGACCUCUACCAGAUAUGGGAGCUCUUUGCAUUUGAUCUUGUGGUAUGUCAUAAAAAGAUGCGCUGAAGCAUGAGCACACAUUUACAAUCUACAUUUGCACUUCUGAAUGAUGUUAUUGUUUGAUAAUUCUACACCUGAUCUCUGGCAUCAUAAUUUGGUGGGAAGAGAAAGGUCAGCUGAUUCGGUGGUGGGAUGAGGUUUCAUGUUGAACCUUCAAACACGUCACUCAGAGCAGUAUAGUACCCCAGGAGCAAAAGAGAGACAAUUAUUAGUAUCUCCCGAGGAAAUGAAAUUCUUUCUGAUGGCAUGGUUUCAGUGAGUAUUUUUGUAUGAGCUAUUCAUCAACAGCUGAUAUUUUGGUUUAGUAAUGCGCAGUUCAAUUAAGACUUUGGUUGGGUGAUUUGGCAUUGAAAUUUUUAGCGCGAAUAUUCCAGCAGUAAUUAUGGACCGCGUUGUUGUAACCAUCUCCAAGGUUUUCCUUGGGGAAUUGCUUAUGCAUCCUUAGCUGUAUAAGCUUUGUGCUUGGAUCAGAUGUAACAUAAUUGUCAGUUAUGGUGUUUGAUUAACAAAGUAGAUGAUGCCGGUUUGGAGCAUGCUACAAUGUACUUCAAUAUUUAGAUGCUCUGAGUAAUGGAGGAUGCAGGAUUUGUGAUUUAUAGGUUUUGAUGUGAUGAAAGAAUACAUGGUUUUUGUUACAGAUGUGGACAUGUGGUAACAUGUGACAGUAAAUGCGUGUAUUUAAUAGAUAUAUUUCCAGGUA
Phoenix dactylifera (date palm) is the source of this 2130-nucleotide messenger RNA. NCBI's taxonomy places the organism in Eukaryota, Viridiplantae, Streptophyta, Magnoliopsida, Arecales, Arecaceae. The record is from RefSeq and is a predicted model, not a curated record.